Cyprinodon tularosa is the source of this 893-nucleotide messenger RNA. RefSeq names its product TRAF interacting protein with forkhead associated domain (gene tifa). NCBI's taxonomy places the organism in Eukaryota, Metazoa, Chordata, Actinopteri, Cyprinodontiformes, Cyprinodontidae. The transcript has 3 exons. Bases 142 to 831 code for a protein of 229 amino acids. Gene Ontology annotation, biological process: canonical NF-kappaB signal transduction. Gene Ontology annotation, molecular function: protein binding. The record is from RefSeq and is a predicted model, not a curated record.
AAAAAUAAGUAAUGGAGAAAAGUAUAGAUACCUAAAAAGUUUACUUAAGUACAGUAACGAAGUAUUUGUACUUCAUUACUUGACACCUCUGAAUGUAGGAACUUAAAGAGAGCUGUAUAUGAAUAAUACGGUGAUCCCUUGAUGAAAUUAGGGCAGCAUAUCUCCCAAGAUCAUCAAUCUCAAACACUGAAGUGUGAGCUUUUCAUCACUUCUUGUCACUUGACUGAUUUCAUCAGGAUCUUUACAAUGGCGAGCAUGUCUGAGACAAUUGAGACAGAGGAGAGCCUCCUCACUGUUCUCCACAUUAAGAUUUACCACCCACAGCAGAGUUGUAAGGGUCUCUAUGAUUUGCUUCCCCUUGGGCUCAGGAGGAGACACUCUGCUGAUUACCCUCUCCGACUGGGCCGUGAUGCUCAGGCCUGCACCUAUUCACUGGCUGACCCCCGGGUGUCCCGCAAACAGCUGGGUCUACAUCCCUUCCGUACACCCCGGAGCCCGGAUUUGCUCUUCUCCAUCCAGAAUCUAAGCCAGAGAGGGCCACUAUCAGUAAACGGCUCACUACUGAGCUACCUGGAGACAAUGAACCUUCCAGACAAGGCUCUGAUCCGGUUUGGAGAGUAUGAGAUGCUCAUAAUUCGGGAAUCCGGAGAGGCCAAGGCUAGCUUUGAGGUGGACUUCGAGGUGCUGCCAGUGGCUCCGUCGAGAGAGACAUGUACUGAUAUGCCUGGAAAGGCACCUGUCAUGGACACAGGCUCGAUGAACCAGAACACAGCUGGGCUCAGAGAAGAAGGCCCUCAGGAGACAGAUGAGACAUUUAUAUGUUAUUCAUAAUGAAAGGACUGAAACUAACUAAACAUCAAGGCAAGGUAUCUUAUUUUAUUCUUUAUUUUCAA